Messenger RNA from Cloeon dipterum, 2108 nucleotides. Its product is annotated as paired mesoderm homeobox protein 1-like. Gene Ontology annotation, molecular function: RNA polymerase II transcription regulatory region sequence-specific DNA binding; DNA-binding transcription factor activity, RNA polymerase II-specific. The record is from RefSeq and is a predicted model, not a curated record. NCBI's taxonomy places the organism in Eukaryota, Metazoa, Arthropoda, Insecta, Ephemeroptera, Baetidae. The coding region runs from base 1 to 1173 and encodes 390 amino acids. Gene Ontology annotation, biological process: regulation of transcription by RNA polymerase II. The transcript is spliced from 7 exons.
AUGUCCGCCGCCAGGGAGACAAUCAAGCUGGAGUUCAAGCAGAACAACAGCCCGUGCUACUCGGGCGGCACGGGCAGCUUGCUGGACGGCGCCGGCGGCGACACGAGCAGCUCGCCGGGCAGCACGUCGGCGCCGCCGACCGCGUCCACCGUUUCGGCAGUGUCGGCGGCCGCUGCGGCGGCCGCCGCCGCCGUCUCGUCGGGCCACCCGCACCACUCGGCGCCGCAGUUCAACAUCUUCCCCGCAAUCUUCUCGCGGCAGCUCAACUUCACGUCGUCGCAGAAGCUGGACGAGCUGCGCGGCGCCUCGCUGGCCGCCGCCGUCGACCACCAGCAGACGCUGGACGAGCGGGCUGAGUUGAAGCGCGCCGUCAAGUGCGGCGCCGACGACUUCUCGGCCCUGUACGCCCUCCACCAGCAGCACCAGCACGACCUGCCCAGCUCCGGCUCGCAGACGCCCAUCUCGGCCGCCACCCCGCCAGGCGCCCUCGCGCGCGCCAUCGCCGACCCUUCCGGUGUAGAAGGAGCAUUCAAAAAACUGAAACCCGACCCUGGCGUGAGUCUGGGUAGCGGCGGCUCGCUGAGUUCCAUCCACGCUGGACACACGCCAACCACUUCGUCUUGUCCCACGCCGGCCAGAAGAAGACACAGGACAACAUUUACUCAGGAGCAAUUAGCAGAAUUAGAAGCAGCAUUUGCAAAGUCACAUUAUCCAGAUAUUUAUUGUAGAGAGGAACUAGCGAGAACCACCAAACUGAACGAAGCUCGCAUCCAGGUCUGGUUCCAAAAUAGACGGGCCAAGUACCGGAAGCAGGAGAAACAGCUCCAGAAGGCUCUGGCGCCGUCAGUGAUACCCGCGUGCAACGGCAUGAUGCGGAAUAUCUACCCCACAGCCACCAGAGCCUACCAACCCUACCCACACCCCAACUCCAUUAACAGCAUGAACAGCCGGUUUUCGCAGAUGAGUUCGUCGUCGUCGUACCCGUCGAUGGCGCAGCCCUUCUCAAUGUCUCACUCGGCGGCCAACAUGAGCGCCAUGUCGGCCGGGAUGCGUCAGGAUGCAAUGGGGAUCAGCGGCGAGGACGAGUGGUACAACAAGAGUCUUUCUGCACUGCGGAUGAACAGCUCACACCACCCGAACUUAUCGACGCCCAUCCUGCAAUACCAAACGUAGAGGGACGAGAGCUAGGACGCGAGCGAGCGAGAGAGAGCGAGCGAGAGCAAGAAUUAAAUCCCCUGUAAAUAUAACAGCAACGAACAAACAUUAUUUUGUAUGAUAAAAUAGCGCGGCGCGCGCGAGUGCACGCACCGCUAUUUUCGUCGUGCUGUGCGCAAGCAGGGGCAGACCAACACACGCACCUUGAUCGACGCGCACGCACGCACGUGGCGUGUGUGUGCGCGCCAAUGUACCCUAUUGCGGCGAACAGCAAAAUUCUACUUAUCCCGAAUCGACGGCGGUGGACAUUUUUCGAACACUCUUCAUAAUCUGUGUCUAAUAAUUGGGCUUGCAUAUCGAUCAUCCAUCUCUAGUCACGAAAUCUCACUUGCAUUCGUUUUGUUCGUUCAGACACUUAAUCUACGGCUAGUGCGCGGCGCGAUUCGAAUUUUUCGCCCUUCUUUGUGUACUCCCCUUUCCGCUGUAUACGCCUGAAACUGCAUUUUCCUGCUAACUCUAGUCUCUUUAUUUAAAAUCCUAAGUGUUUAAAGUCAAGGAUUGUUGCUAUAUUUUUAAGCUGCUUUAAACCUAUUUAAUUAAAUCAAGCUGAACUUAUGUCAACCAAUUCUAACUAGUCAAUUUGUAAAUGAAAAACCUCAGAAUAAAUAAACUAACAUAAGUUAUAAAUACUCUGCUCAAUUGGCUGCUCGUUUUUUGCUAUUAAAUUCCGGACCAAAAUCAUUUUAAUAACUAGUCGAAUUCUAGUCUCAGGAAAGUGCCAGUUUCACAGCCCCGAUCCCGUUCUGGCAGCCAAUUUCUCAUUCACAACACAUUAUGAUUGUGCGAAUCUGUAAUUUAUUUUUAUGACAUUUGGAGUGUUUGUCUAAAGCAUUUGUGCAGUAUGUACGGUACAUGUCGUUUCAAUAAAUAUGAAUGUGCAAAUUUGACAAUGC